AUGUCCAAAAUCCCACCCCUCCUCUCCUCCGCCCUGGCGCUCCCCCCAGAAUCCUCACUCAUCCUCCUAACCAACAUCCUAGGCGCAAGCACCAACUGGCUCGUGCUCCGCUACUUAUACAGCGCGCUGCUUACGAACGAGGAGACGAAUGUGGUGUUGGGGCUUGAUCUAGAGAAAUUUAUACUGAAAAAGAGAGUUGUUUUUGUGGAUGGGUUAGAGGGGUUAUAUGUUACUCAGACGCCACAGAAACAUGUGACUAUGAAGAGUACGGAGCAGAUUAUGUUGUCGAUACGGAGUGCGAUACGUGAAUUACAGAGUUCAAGUGGGAAGAAGACUUUGUUGGUCAUUGAUCAAUUGGAUCUACUGCUUGCAAUGAGUGGAGAUGAGUCUAGGCCUGUUCAGUUAGGAGAUAUGUUAUUAGAUCUUAGAGAGGAAGCGCAUUCGGUAGUCGUCACAAUGGCUGCUGAUAGUCCUUUGGUCACUGAGCAAGAAACUCCUCUUGAAAUCAAUCACGCCGCUCUGCUAUUGCAUACGGCUCAUCAAGCAGAUUUAACUAUAAGCCUGAGACUGCUCGAUAGUGGUACAGCUAGAGAUGUUAGUGGAGUCAUUCGCAUUACACGUGGAGAUGUAGGGUUCUCCAAGCAGGACGCGGCGGGAAAGAUUGAGGAACGAGAACUUUUGUAUUUUGUCGGUGGUGACGGUAGUGUAAAAGUAUUCGAGAGGGGACAAUAA
Molecule: messenger RNA, 732 nt
Organism: Glarea lozoyensis ATCC 20868
Lineage: Eukaryota; Fungi; Ascomycota; Leotiomycetes; Helotiales; Helotiaceae
Exons: 3
Coding region: 1-732 (243 amino acids)
Biological process (GO): tRNA wobble uridine modification
Cellular component (GO): elongator holoenzyme complex
Source: RefSeq, a predicted model, not a curated record